AUGUAUAAAAUAACUAUAAUAACAGCAUUAUUUUUAUUGUCAACGGCAUAUCUGCUCACAAAGAGACAUCUUCAAAAGAGUAUCUCAAUACUAUUAUCGAUUUACAAUAUCACUGGAUUAGAAUAUAAAUCUUCAACCAACAACAUCAAUGCAAAUAAUAUUAAAUCGAAUCAUUUAAUAAACAAUACAAGUACAUCAACUUCCAACAUCAAGGAAGAAAGUGAAAAUAAUAAUAAUAUAAAUUCUCAUGCAACGACAACACAAAACAAUGUAAGUUUACAAGCUCAAAUAAGACAGAUCUUCUCUGGCAAAAGAGUAGUAUUCGCCGAAUUGUUGGCUCUUGUUUGGGUCUACAGUGUAUUAUUACUUUUGGUACCUUUAGACUCAACAACAACAACAACAACAACAACUUCAGAUAAAGAUCUGAGUAUUCGUAAGAGAGUUAUCUAUGGUUUACUCUCGGUCACUUCUUUCGGAUACUUGAUGCUUAAUGUUAGAAUGAGAACAGCAAAUCUGAGAGUACCGCCCCACAAACCUAUCGACCAAAUUGACAGUUUGAAAUUAACCAAUCUUUGUGAACAACUCAUCAACAGCCUUGCUUUCCCAGCAAUAACAACAAAUUACAAAUAUACAAUCACCUUCUCAAUCAUCUACACUAUCCUCUUCAUCACAUUACACUCAUCGAAUAACUAUAUAGUCAGAGCACCACCCAGUAAAUAA
Heterostelium album PN500 is the source of this 720-nucleotide messenger RNA. RefSeq lists its product as uncharacterized. Lineage: Eukaryota; Evosea; Eumycetozoa; Acytosteliales; Acytosteliaceae. The transcript is spliced from 3 exons. The coding region runs from base 1 to 720 and encodes 239 amino acids. The record is from RefSeq and is a predicted model, not a curated record.